ACCGCCAUUUUCGACGGCGAUAUUUGGCAGGAUUCCGUCAGUUAAAAUAUCCCCAGUGUGAUUAUCGGAAAAGUUGACGAUCAAUUUAGGUUUCACGCGCACUGCUCCGAGUCUGCCAAAAUGCCUCGAGAAAUAAUAAGUUUGCAACUUGGACAGUGCGGUAAUCAAAUUGGAAUGGAGUUUUGGAAACAGCUUUGUGCAGAGCAUGGCAUAAGUCCAGAGGGUAUUUUAGAAGAAUAUGCAACAGAAAGUACAGACAGAAAAGAUGUGUUCUUUUACCAGGCUGAUGAUGAGCACUACAUUCCCAGAGCAGUAUUGUUGGACCUGGAGCCCAGGGUGAUCAAUACCAUCAUGAACUCUCCCUACUCCAACCUUUACAACCCAGAGAAUGUGUUUACUGCCAAACAUGGAGGAGGGGCAGGCAAUAACUGGGCUAGUGGAUUUGCUCAGGGUGAGAAACUGUAUGAAGAAGUGUUUGACAUCAUUGACAGAGAAGCUGAUGGCAGUGACAGCUUAGAGGGUUUCAUCCUGUGUCAUUCCAUUGCUGGAGGUACUGGGUCUGGCAUGGGAUCAUAUCUGUUGGAGAGACUUAACGACAG
Lingula anatina is the source of this 599-nucleotide messenger RNA. RefSeq names its product tubulin gamma-1 chain. The record is from RefSeq and is a predicted model, not a curated record. NCBI's taxonomy places the organism in Eukaryota, Metazoa, Brachiopoda, Lingulata, Lingulida, Lingulidae. Gene Ontology annotation, biological process: microtubule nucleation; cytoplasmic microtubule organization. Gene Ontology annotation, cellular component: microtubule; gamma-tubulin complex. Gene Ontology annotation, molecular function: GTP binding.